AUGGCCAACACGGUGUACGUGAUCACAGGCACGAACAAGGGCAUCGGCCUCGGGCUCGUCAAGGCCCUGCUCGCCCGUCCAUCCACAACAGUUGUGGCCUCGGUUCGCAAUGACGCUUCUGCUGCAACUUUGAAGGCAGGCGUCGCCGCCAUCAGUAAAGGCGACAAAAGCGAGUUUCAUGUCAUGCUGCUCGACAUAUCCAAAGCUCCUUCGCCCGCCGCUGUGCGCGAAGCUUUCACGGCCGCCACCGCUGGCACCAUCGACCGCAUCGACGUCCUCAUCAGCAACGCCGCCGCACCUUUCCCCAUGCUAUCCAUCUCGACAACACCCGCCGACGACUUUCGCAACGCCUUCGAAGUCAAUACUAUUGCACCGUUGAUGAUCUUUCAGGGUCUUUGGCCCUUGAUGGACAAGCCCCGCGCCGAGAGCGAUGUCCCUGCCAAGUUCAUUGGUGUUUCUUCCUCGGUUGGAUCGAUUGAGACACAGGAGCCUCUCCCUGGUGGUGCUUAUGGCCCGAGCAAGGCGGCGUUGAAUCACAUCACGAAGUCGCUUCACGCGCAACACAAGAAUCUGGUAUCGGUCGCAUUGCACCCUGGCUGGGUCCAGACAGCGAUGGGUGAUUACGCUGCGAAGGCAUGGAACUACGACGCCGGCCCUCCGGACACAAUUGAGAGCAGUGUCACUGGUUGUCUUCAAAUCAUCGACGGGGCUAGCCGCGAGACUACGUCAGGGAAGUUCGUGACGCAGACGGGUCAGGUUCUUCCCUGGUAG
This is a messenger RNA of Colletotrichum karsti, 771 nucleotides long. RefSeq names its product putative short-chain dehydrogenase/reductase family oxidoreductase. The record is from RefSeq and is a predicted model, not a curated record. Lineage: Eukaryota; Fungi; Ascomycota; Sordariomycetes; Glomerellales; Glomerellaceae. The transcript has a single exon. The coding region runs from base 1 to 771 and encodes 256 amino acids.